Maylandia zebra (zebra mbuna) is the source of this 2350-nucleotide messenger RNA. It is a transcript of the gene luc7l3, whose product is annotated as LUC7-like 3 pre-mRNA splicing factor. Lineage: Eukaryota; Metazoa; Chordata; Actinopteri; Cichliformes; Cichlidae. The record is from RefSeq and is a predicted model, not a curated record. Gene Ontology annotation, molecular function: mRNA binding. Gene Ontology annotation, biological process: mRNA splice site recognition. Gene Ontology annotation, cellular component: U1 snRNP.
GCCGCGGGAGCAGCUCCUGGGCUAGUUGUAUUCGGACUGUUAGCGGGCGUUGUUGUUACAAGGUCUGCCAUUUUGAUUAGAAGUACUUCGCGCAGCAGAUGGUGUAAAUUGGGCCUUCUGGAUAUUAUUGUAGUACUUUAAAUUAAGGCUACAUUCCUGCAGGAAUAAUGCUUUCUGCCGCCCAGUUACUCGACGAGUUGAUGGGUCGAGAUAGAAACUUGGCCCCUGAUGAGAAGCGGUCUAACGUACGCUGGGACGACGAGAGCGUCUGUCGGUACUAUUUGUGUGGCUUCUGCCCUGCUGAGUUAUUCACAAACACCCGCUCUGACUUGGGUCCGUGUGAGAAAAUCCAUGAUGAAAAUCUUCGAAAAAUGUAUGAGAAAAGCUCUCGCUUCAUGAAGGAAGGUUAUGAGCGAGAUUUCUUGCGCUAUCUGCAGUCACUCCUGGCAGAAGUGGAGCGGCGGAUCCGCAGAGGGCAUGCCCGGCUUGCGCUUUCCCAGGCUCAGCAGAAUGCAGGGGGCCCUGGUCCAUCAGGAAAGAAUGAGGAGAAAGUCCAGGUUCUAACAGAGAAGAUCGAAGACCUGGUUGUGCAGAUUGAGGAACUGGGCUCUGAGGGCCGAGUGGAGGAGGCCCAGGGAAUGAUGAAACUGGUGGAGCAGCUGAAGGAGGAGAGGGAACUACUCAGCUCCACCCCCUCGACCAUCGAGAGCUUUGCUGCCCAGGAGAAACAGAUGGAAGUGUGUGAGGUGUGUGGGGCCUUCCUCAUUGUGGGCGAUGCACAGUCCCGAGUGGACGACCACUUGAUGGGGAAGCAGCACAUGGGCUAUGCCAAGAUCAAAUCCACUGUAGAGGAGCUCAAGGAAAAACUGCACCGUCGCUCUGAAGACCCUCAGGGUGAAAACCCAGCCCUCAAAAGAGAACGAGAAGAGCGGGAACGGGAGAGGGAGGAAAGGGAGAAAAAGCGCAAAGAGGGGGAAGAGAAGGAGAAGGAGCGCGAAAAAGAGCGAGAGAAGGAGAGGGAACGAGAGAGAGAGCGAGAGCGUGAAAGGGAGAGAGACAGAGAAAGAGAGAGGGAGAGAGAGCGGGACAGAGAAAGAGAGAGGGACAGGGAGAGGGACAGGGACAGAGAGAGGGAUAGGAGGGCACGUCGAAGCCACUCUGGCAGCCGCCACUCCAGUCGAGCAUCGGACAGGAAACGGAGUAGAUCCCGCGAGCGCCGGAGGUCCAGGAGCAGAGACAAGGACAGGGAACGCAAACGUAGCAGGAGCCGGGACAGAGAGAGAAGACGCAGCCGUGAACGCUCCGACAGGAAACGCCGCUCCCGAAGUCGUGACAGAAGGAGAUCGCGUAGCUCAGAGCGCAAAUCUCACCGCCACCGCAGCCGUAGCCGAAGCAAGGACCGGGACAGGGAUCGGGAAAAGGAGAGAGACAGAGAGCGGUCAUCAAAAGACAAAGACCGUAAGGGUACAGAGGAGAGGAGCAGCUCUAAGAAAGACAAGCACUCAGACGGAGAUGCAGCCGCCAUCAAGGCUUCUUCAGAAGCGGAACCGAUGCAGACGGAGGCGGCUGCCUUCUCCCCUCUGCUAAACGGCCAGCAAGAGCUCCUCCAUUCUGAAGGUGACACUCAGUCCAAUUAAAACUGAUCUGAUAGGACCUCAGAUCAGGCUCAGGGGAAGCUGGAAUAUCUGGUUGAGGAAGAAGUUGAAGAGUGCACCCAUCCUUACCCUGAACCUGAUACUUCGCUGCUUAAAAACAAGGUGAACCACAAAUGUGUAAUGGCUUAUUUAAAGAAACAUGAAAAUAAAUAAAAACGCGUAAAAAUGAGGAGAAAGGACAGAUUGCAUCGAUUUUUCUUGUUCCAUUACCUGUCCAUCUUUUGGCUGGAUAAGGAUAGUUGUGGUUCAUCUGUUUAUCUGAUUUUACUGGUCAAGAUGUCAGCCAGACAGCACUUAACAAACCAAACUUAGAGAAACUCUUUAUGGAUUUUUGUUUUUUAUUUUGAAACUCUUUCCACAUCCUCCGUGUUUCUUGGCAUUUAGUGAAAAUAAAAUAAAAUGAACAGUGCUUGUGGUUUGUAUUGAUUUGUCAGGUUCUACUUCACUUCCUGACCCCCCUUCUUUUCUUUUUUUUAAAGUCAGUUGAAGCGUAUGUACAGUGUUAGACCUUUUGAGACAAGCAGUGUCUUCUUUUCUCCUCUACUUUAGAGCUCAUUUUGAUCGCUCUUGUUCCAUAACUGUAAAAUACUCUGAUUUAAUUUUGAUCAAUUUUGGAGACUUAAUUUGUUUCUUUUUUUGCCCUGCUUUUAUUGUCCAUGUUGUACCACGAUGAAUAAAAAGCAAAAUCUUGUCAA